Molecule: messenger RNA, 1050 nt
Organism: Alternaria hordeiaustralica
Lineage: Eukaryota; Fungi; Ascomycota; Dothideomycetes; Pleosporales; Pleosporaceae
Exons: 2
Coding region: 1-1050 (349 amino acids)
Source: RefSeq, a predicted model, not a curated record
AUGUCGACCGCCAGCGACCAAAAGAGACAGGCCACACUGUCUUCCAGUGGACGAGGUGUACGGCUGGCAGAAGAUGCACAGCCGAAAAGGAAGCGAGCACCAAAAGCCAAGGACACGAGGCCAACAAAGCAAGCAGCCUUUGCCUGGGGUCGAUCAUCACAGACUCUGCCACUUGAGGAUGCAGGCGUCGACGGCAAGCGGGCAGCCGCCAGUGACAACACUAUGGCCAACGAGGCAGCAGCCAUCAUCGACGACGCGAGCAAGACCAGCGAGUCAGCCUUCGCCUGGGAUCGAGCAUCAACGACUAUGCCACUUCAGCAUGCAGGCGUCGACGGCAAGCGGGCAGCCGCCAGCGACAACACAAUGGCCAACGAGGCAGGAGCCAUCAUCGACGUCGCGAGCACGACCCAGCAUUUAGACGUAUGGGUAGACGAGGAUGACCGAGUCAUGUUGGUGCAAGACGUCACUCGGGCAGAUAACGUAAAGGACACAUGGACUGGUGGAGAGCAUGGCGCUAUCUUGCUCGAUGACGGCGAUUAUCUCGACACGAACGACAUGACUCCAGAUGAAAUAGCUGCAUGGGCGACGCACAUGGAUUCUGAGAGUACGGCAUCCAUCAACGCUCCUUCGGAGGCCAGGCUCGCUGCAGUGCGGGCAGAAGUGCUGCAAGCUCUAGCCAUGAUGACCUGCGAGGCGCGGGAGUUCCUAGAAGAGACUGAGUAUGACCUGGAGUACGGACAGGAUACCUUCAACAUGCCCGGCUUAUUCCAAUCAUUCAAGAAGGAAGAGGCGAGGCGAAGCGGCAUGGUAGAAUCCCAUAUCGUCUCACCGUCAGGAUAUGCGACGUCCCUGUUGCAUCUGCAGCUGCACUACCCAACGUUCACGACAAAGCAUCUCAACGACGGUCAGACUCUAGACGCGACCAACUGUUGCAUCCGAAUCCUCAUCGAGAAGGGCUUCGUGGCGAGUAACACCUAUUGGUUUGAAGCGUACUUCCGCCGUCUGAGCGCGGCGUCCGUAAGUCACCUCGCGAAUGUUGCCGACGGGUGA